AUGGAUAUAAGGAAGAUAACCAAGGUUAAGUAUGCACUUUUCUUUGCAAUAACGGUGUGGACGUUGAUGUAUAUAGUUUUGAUUGUGUUUGAAUAUGCAAUGCUUAAUGCAAGGAGACGAAUUUUUGAAGAGAUUCUUGGCAGGUAUCGAUGUUUCCAAGAGGUGGGUAAUGAAAAGCCAUCGUUCUGGAUGCUUGAUUAUUUUUACUAUGUCUGGAUGUUUGUAAGAUGCCUGAUAAUUAAGGAUCCACUUGAUGGUUUGCCAUGCAAGAAUGCAAAGGAAAAAAUGUAUUUUCUUGAUAACAUGCUGCGUGAUUUUAAUAUGAUAAUCAUAUGUGCUGAAUUAGCAAAGGAAAAUGAUUUUCCAAUUGGUAAAGCAAUCAACCAGUUGCUUGGAGCAGAUCUUUCUAAAAUCCAUGAAGACAAUAGCAUUGAGCAUAACACAUUAUACAAAAGAUUUAUUGAAUUGGCACCAAAAAGAUUUGAGAAUGUACAACUAGAACUACAGGUUUUUGGAAAUGCAAAGAAGAUGAGUUUGCAUACUCAUGUAGUGCUUGUAGUAAUUCAAUAUCUGCAUCAGAAGUAA
Ordospora colligata OC4 is the source of this 585-nucleotide messenger RNA. RefSeq lists its product as uncharacterized. The transcript has a single exon. Lineage: Eukaryota; Fungi; Microsporidia; Ordosporidae. The coding region runs from base 1 to 585 and encodes 194 amino acids. The record is from RefSeq and is a predicted model, not a curated record.